AUGCACGCCCCCUCGAUUAGCGGGAUGCGUACCGCCAUGCUGAGCGGACGCCUCACCUCCAAGACGCUGGGCCCCUUCGCCCACCCCAGCAGCUGCACCAACCCGUUGUAUCAAGCGCUCUCUCAGACCCGGACCGCAAGCACCUCCUCCAUGCGAGUCCGCAGCACACAGACCCUGAAGCCCACCACAGCUCUGCGUCCCUCGACGACGACAACGCAGCUCCCGAGCUCUCUGGUUCUCCGCCGCGCCAACUCCUCUGCCGCCGCCGCUGCCAAGAGCGAAACCGUCCGUCUCGACUGGGACUCGUUCUUCAAACUCCGCGCUAGCCGCCGCCGGUACUCGCUCGCCUCGUCGAUCGUGAGCUCCCUGUUCACCACGGUCAUUGGUGUGCAGGUUCUCUCGACGCAGGAUCUGGAGUCCCUCGGGGCGCAGGUCAUGGGUCUUGAUCCGUUUGUGGUGCUGGGUAUGGCAACGGCGGCGUGCGGUGCGGCGGGUUGGCUUGUCGGUCCGUUUGUAGGGAAUGCUGUUUGGGGGUUGGUUUAUCGGAGAUAUAAGCCUGCUGUUAUGGUGAAAGAGAAGGAAUUCUUCGACCGCAUUAGACGCUUCCGUGUCGACCCCUCGUCCAACUCCAUUGCUAAUCCCGUUCCUGAUUACUAUGGUGAGAAGAUCGGUAGUGUGCAGGGUUAUCGCCAGUGGUUGAAGGAUCAGCGGGCGUAUAACCGCAAGAGACGUCAUUUCAUCGUUUAG
Aspergillus niger is the source of this 747-nucleotide messenger RNA. RefSeq lists its product as uncharacterized. The record is from RefSeq and is a predicted model, not a curated record. Lineage: Eukaryota; Fungi; Ascomycota; Eurotiomycetes; Eurotiales; Aspergillaceae. Bases 1 to 747 code for a protein of 248 amino acids. Gene Ontology annotation, cellular component: PAM complex, Tim23 associated import motor. The transcript is spliced from 2 exons. Gene Ontology annotation, biological process: protein import into mitochondrial matrix.